AUGAAGUCGCGCAAGAAGGAGCCUAGCGUAACGCAUAUCCCGAUUCUAUCACUUAAAGAGGCUACUGACUUAUCGCCUAUUGGAACUUCGAAGCAUCGUUUGCACCGUUUAAGUCGCGCACUUAGCGCGCCAUUGGUUGACCUAGCCUUGGUGAAGCAGAUUCUAUGGCUAGGUGUACCGGCAGAUUCACCUUUAAACCACCGUGCAGAUGCAUGGCGUUUGGUUUUGGGUUACCUUCCUGUUGUCACAUCGAGUCGUAAUAGUUUGCUUGAGCGUAAGCGUCACCACUACCGUGAGAUGUGUAAGCAACAUUGCGAGACAGAUGCCAUGUGUGACUCUGACCAGAAGACCCUAAAACAGAUACAAGUUGACCUACCACGUACAAAUCAGACGUUACGUCUGUUUAAGGAUCACCGUGUGCAGAAGUUAAUGGAAAGGGUCUUAUACAUAUGGAGUGUUCGUAACCCUGCUAGUGGUUAUGUUCAGGGUAUAAACGACCUUUUAGUUGUUUUCGUCUGUGCGUUUAGUCGUCCGUAUUUAAAAUGUUUCCAAUUGGAUACUGACGCCGUGGAUGGUUUGACUGACAAGGAUCUGGGUGAGAUUGAGGCUGAUUGUUUCUAUUGCCUCUCUCGUGUUUUAUCGCAAAUGCAGGACAAUUACACCGAGAACCAGCCGGGUGUCUAUAAGUCUAUGAACAAGUUAAAAGACUUGGUUAAACGUAUCGACGGGAAGUUGUAUGACCAUUUUGAGCGUAUUGGUGUCGACAUUUUACAGUUUCCAUUUCGUUGGAUGAACUGUAUGUUGAUUCGCGAGCUUCCUCUGGAAUGUGCCAUACGUCUAUGGGAUACUUACAUCGCAGAGUUGGACAAUGGUAUUGUGUCCUUCCAUGAAUAUGUUUCCGCGGUGUUUCUGAGUGUUUGGUCGGAGCAGCUGCUUCAGAUGGACUAUCAGCAUUGUCUAUUGUUUUUACAGCGUCUUCCUACAUCAGGCUGGGGUAUAAACGAGAUCGAUGCGAUAAUUUCUAAGGCGUUUGUACUUCAAUCGGCAUUCCAGGACUCCCCUAACCAUUUGAUGUAG
Molecule: messenger RNA, 1077 nt
Organism: Babesia sp. Xinjiang
Lineage: Eukaryota; Apicomplexa; Aconoidasida; Piroplasmida; Babesiidae
Gene: gyp1
Product: GTPase-activating protein gyp1
Exons: 7
Coding region: 1-1077 (358 amino acids)
Biological process (GO): activation of GTPase activity
Molecular function (GO): GTPase activator activity
Source: RefSeq, a predicted model, not a curated record